Molecule: messenger RNA, 623 nt
Organism: Oncorhynchus gorbuscha (pink salmon)
Lineage: Eukaryota; Metazoa; Chordata; Actinopteri; Salmoniformes; Salmonidae
Product: propionyl-CoA carboxylase alpha chain, mitochondrial-like
Exons: 7
Coding region: 78-623 (181 amino acids)
Cellular component (GO): mitochondrion
Molecular function (GO): propionyl-CoA carboxylase activity
Source: RefSeq, a predicted model, not a curated record
GUUACUCGAUUUGAUUGGAAGACGGAGCACACUCCCCUGUCAUACGUCAUUACUACGCUCCCCUCACCCGGACAGACAUGGCGGCGUACAUGAUCACUUCAACCCUGCGAAGAGUUUUGCUUGUUGCUAAGCAUGCCUCUUUCCAGUCCAGAUGCUGUGUGGCGGCCAGUCGAGUCCAGUACUCCACUGUUUAUGAUUCCAAUGAGAAGACCUUUGAUAAGAUCCUCAUUGCAAACAGAGGAGAGAUCGCCUGCAGGGUGAUGAAAACAUGUAAGAAGAUGGGUAUCAAAACAGUGGCGGUGCACAGUGAUGUCGACGCCAGCGCGGUCCAUGUGAAGAUGGCUGACGAGGCAGUGUGUGUAGGCCCCGCCCCCACCAACAAGAGCUACCUCAACAUGGACGCCAUCAUGGACGCUAUCAGGAAGACUGGAUCCCAGGCCGUGCAUCCAGGCUACGGCUUUCUGUCUGAAAAUAAAGAGUUUGCCAAGAGACUGGCUGCCGAAGACGUGGUGUUCAUAGGACCGGUUGCCAUCCAUGCCAUGGUAGACAAGAUCGAGAGCAAGCUCCUUGCCAAGGCAGCCAAUGUCAACGUCAUCCCUGGGUUCGACGGGGUAUCGAGGUGA